Molecule: messenger RNA, 722 nt
Organism: Prosopis cineraria
Lineage: Eukaryota; Viridiplantae; Streptophyta; Magnoliopsida; Fabales; Fabaceae
Product: small ubiquitin-related modifier 2-like
Exons: 3
Coding region: 146-439 (97 amino acids)
Biological process (GO): protein sumoylation
Cellular component (GO): nucleus
Molecular function (GO): protein tag activity; ubiquitin-like protein ligase binding
Source: RefSeq, a predicted model, not a curated record
CUCCGCCGGCGCAGGGAGCUCACAGAAUAGGCCAUCAGUGAACUCCGUUCGCACCGAACGUCGUUGUUGCGGUGACUGUGAUCGGAGGCGAUCCGGUUUGUUGUUGGAGAGUUCCGUUGGUUUUUGAAGUCCGAGUGAGUAGAAGAUGUCAGGCGUCUCGAACGAGGAGGAUAAGAAGCCCACUGAUCAGGCCGCGCAUAUCAACCUCAAGGUUAAGGGACAGGAUGGGAAUGAAGUCUUCUUCAGGAUUAAGAGAAGCACUCAACUGAAGAAGCUCAUGAAUGCUUACUGUGACCGACAAUCAGUGGAUUUUAAUUCCAUUGCAUUUCUAUUCGAUGGUCGUCGCCUUCGAGCAGAGCAGACUCCGGAUGAGCUGGAAAUGGAGGAUGGGGACGAAAUAGAUGCCAUGCUUCAUCAAACAGGAGGUGCUGUUGCGUAAGACGCUUCUUCAAUCAGCCUACUACUAUAAUACAGCUCUUGCUUCUUGAGUUUGUAGUGAAUAUGUUUUCCUUGUCAAUAUAAUUACUAACUGGUUUCUAGUAUUGUACUGGUGAAAUCUGAUAACUUAUGGGAUGCGUAAUUUUUAUUAUCUUUUGUGUCUCUGCGAGCAGCGGAUGAAAUGCUUGUUUAAGCUUGCCUUCUCAUCCUUGUGAUGAAGGAUAUCGUGGAUGCUGAAUUCUUAUGCUUGGAUAUGUAUAUAUGCCAACUUUGUGAGCUGUUAA